AUGAGUAUCAACUUUAAAUUUAAUGGUAAACAAGUUCAAUGUAAAAACAAUGAUAAAUUUGCAGAUAUAUUUGAUGAGUAUAUAAGUAAAGGAAAAUUUUAAGAUUAAAUUUGGAUUUUAAAUGCUCAAGUAUUAUCAGGAAUUUUAAAAAAUACUAAGAUCAUUGCUUAUGUCAAAGAAGAUUGCAAUCUUGAAUGCUAUGUAUUCAUUUCAUUUAUUAUUUUAGCCAAAAACACAUCCUAUAGGUCUAAACCCAUGUCCACAUCCCAUAGAUCUAAAAACAUGUCCAUGUCCAUGUCCUUUUCCAAUAAAUCUAAAUCCUUAACCAAUAUAAUCAGAUCCUAAGCAAAGAAUAUAAAUUGAUGAUAGAACUGGCGAAGAAUAAACUGAGUAUUUAUUGAAUAUUUUACAUUAGGUUUAAGAUUGUGAAAGAAUAUAAAGUUUAAAUAAAAGAUUAUGGAAAAACUGUUAUUUUAGAAAAAGUAGAUGGAUCAUUUUAAGUUAUAUUUUUAGAAGAAAAUGCUUCAGAAGUAUUUAUAAUUAAUAAUAUAUAAGAAAGAACAAAAUAAUAUUAUGUUAUAACCACAGGAUGUAAUUAUAUCACCUGAAUAUUAACUUAAGUUAAGUAUGGGAUAAGAUUAAAAAUAAUUUACCAAGAUUCUUUUUUUGAAAGAUUUCAAAGGAAUUGCUAUUAAAUGGGUAACUGGACUUUAAACUAAAUUUGAAUUUUAAUUAGAUAAUUGA
Messenger RNA from Paramecium pentaurelia, 744 nucleotides. The record is from the annotation of a GenBank genome assembly. NCBI's taxonomy places the organism in Eukaryota, Ciliophora, Oligohymenophorea, Peniculida, Parameciidae.